GCCAGGAUGGCGGACAAUGUCGCGCUCACAGUCGACAAACUCCGACGGCUGCUUGCACUCCAUCCGCGUCUCUUUAUUCUUGGCUCGAGCGCGUUAGCUGCCCUGUUGCUCGCGCUUCGACUGCGCUUCACUUCGAGCAAGGGCAAGAAGAGGGGCGGCUACGUGUCGAACUUGGCCAGCGUCGCGGAUAAGAAAUACGAUGUUAUCAUUGUUGGUGGAGGUACUUCUGGAUGCGUACUUGCUGCCAGGCUGAGUGAAGACCCAAAUAUCAGCGUUCUGCUGCUUGAGGCUGGCGGAAGUGGAAGCGCUCUCCCGCUCAGCCGCGUGCCCUCGGGCUUUGGGCAGCUCUUCUGGACAAAACAUGUCUUUGGCUUCCGCACGGAGCCUCAAGUACACGCAAAGGGUCAACAACGCUUCUUCCCUCGAGCUAAAAUGCUCGGCGGAUGCAGCAGUAUCAACGCUCAAAUGGCACAGUACGGGGCACCUGGUGACUUUGACGAGUGGGCCUCCCUUAUGGGCGACGACUCGUGGUCAUGGAGCAAUAUCCAAAAGUCGUUUCAAAAACUCGAGCGCUACGUGCCUGACAAAAAUUACCCUGCCGUCAAGACGGCGGAGCGCGGAAACAAGGGCCCUGUGAGGGUCGGUUACUUCAAUACUGUGUCAGAACAUUCGAAGGCCUUCAUAACUGCUUGCACGCAAGUAGGGAUUCCGCGAAUCGCGGACUUCAAUACGUCUAAGGGGCCCAUUGGAGCAAGCCGGGUACUGACCUACGUGGACGAGAAUGGCCGGCGCGUUUCCUCAGAAACAGCAUACUUAACGCCUGAAGUUCUUGCUCGCCCUAACCUAACAGUCGCCAUAAAUGCGACCGUAACCAAAAUUAUAUUUGACAAGCGCGGCGCAACUCCACGAGCAGUCGGUGUUGAAUUCGCUCAAGGCAAGAACGCACCACGAUAUCGUGCCCGUGCUGGUAAAGAGGUGGUAUUAUCUGCGGGUGCAAUCCAUUCUCCUCAUAUUUUGAUGCUUUCUGGCGUCGGUCCAGCCAAGCAACUCGAACAACACGGCAUCCCGCUCGUACUCGAUGUUCCUGGCGUUGGUGACAAUCUCGUUGACCAUCCUGUUGUGGAUAUGUACUUCAAAGACAAGCUCGACGACUCUGUUCUCACACUGCGCCCGAAGACGCUAACAGCAUUUCCCAAACUCUUUGCGGCGAUCGCACAAUACCAGAUUUGGGGAACGGGCAAGCUUGCUACAAAUUUUGGCGAGUCCGCUGCUUUUGUGAGAUCUGACGACCCGCGUCUGUUCCCGUCAACGGAGUUCCCGCAAAUUUUGGAGGACAGCACGUCCGGAACCUCGAGUCCUGAUUUGGAGCUAUUCUGUACGCCACUCGCGUACAAAGAGCACGGAAAGGUUAUGUUCAGCAUGCACACGUAUGCGUUGCAUUGUUAUCUUGUCCGACCAACCAGUCGAGGCUCCGUUUUACUAAAAUCUGCCGAUCCAUGGACGUUGCCGAGCGUUAACCCCAAUUACUUCCAAAACCCAGACGAUUUCGAGAAGUUAUACCGCGGGUUUCGCCUCCUGCUCAAAAUCGCGCAUGCGAAGGCGAUGGACACCUACCUGGACCACACCAAUAAGGACUCUCAAUUGGACCACGCACUUCAUACCAAACCCGACGACGAAAUUCGGGAGGUGGUCAAGGAUCGGGUCGAGACUGUGUACCACCCAACGAGCACGUGCCGUAUGGCGCCGAAGGACGUCGGCGGCGUUGUGGACAACAAACUGAGAGUGUAUGGGAUUGAUGGCUUGAGGGUGUGUGACGCGUCGAUAUUCCCGUGGAUUAUCUCGGGCCAUACGGCUGGCGCGUGUUUCGCCAUUGGAGAAAAGUUUGCGGACGAUUUGAAGAAGGAAUUAAGGAACUAA
Mycena indigotica is the source of this 1917-nucleotide messenger RNA. RefSeq lists its product as uncharacterized. NCBI's taxonomy places the organism in Eukaryota, Fungi, Basidiomycota, Agaricomycetes, Agaricales, Mycenaceae. Gene Ontology annotation, molecular function: oxidoreductase activity, acting on CH-OH group of donors; flavin adenine dinucleotide binding. The transcript has 9 exons. The record is from RefSeq and is a predicted model, not a curated record. Bases 7 to 1917 code for a protein of 636 amino acids.